Messenger RNA from Mercurialis annua (annual mercury), 2834 nucleotides. RefSeq names its product DNA topoisomerase 3-beta. Gene Ontology annotation, molecular function: DNA topoisomerase type I (single strand cut, ATP-independent) activity; DNA binding. Bases 80 to 2677 code for a protein of 865 amino acids. Gene Ontology annotation, biological process: DNA topological change. The transcript has 15 exons. Gene Ontology annotation, cellular component: nucleus. Lineage: Eukaryota; Viridiplantae; Streptophyta; Magnoliopsida; Malpighiales; Euphorbiaceae. The record is from RefSeq and is a predicted model, not a curated record.
CUCUUGUUUUUAUUUUAUGAAAAACAGUAAAACACUACUAAAGCAGCUUGGAAGACAGACACAGCUCUAAUUAUUCAGAAUGGCGCCUCUUCCGGUGGUUCUCAUGGUAGCAGAAAAACCUAGCAUCGCUUUGUCUAUUGCUUCUGCACUGUCUCAUGGACGAAUGUCCACAAGAAAGAGUAGCACAGAGGUCCAUGAAUUUGAUGGAAUAUUUCUUGGGUUUCAAGCACAUUAUAAAGUGACAUCAGUUAUUGGGCAUAUUUUCAGUGUAGAUUUUCCACCAAAAUAUCAGGACUGGGCGACCACUGAUCCCAUGGACCUUUUUGAAGCUCCAAUAGUUAAGAAUGAAUCAAACCCUAAGGUUCACAUUCGUAGACAUUUAAGCCAAGAAGCUCGUGGAUGUGGCCAUUUGGUACUGUGGUUGGAUUGUGACCGUGAAGGAGAAAAUAUAUGUUUUGAAGUUAUUGAGUGUACUGGUUUACAAUUAAAUGAUCCUAGAAGAAAGAUACAUCGUGCACGGUUUUCUUCAGUUGCCGAAAAGGACAUUUUGAAGGCCAUGGACAAUCUCGUUCCACCCAACAGAGCUGAGGCGCUGGCUGUAGAUGCUCGCCAAGAGAUAGAUUUAAAAGUUGGUGUUGCAUUCACACGAUUUCAAACUAGUUUUUUUCAGGGGAAGUAUGGGAAUCUUGAUUCAAGGGUUAUCUCCUAUGGCCCUUGUCAGACUCCCACCCUUGGUUUUUGCGUGCAGCGUUAUUUGCAAAUUGCCACUUUUAAACCAGAACGAUAUUGGUCUUUGCAACCUCACUUAUUAAUUGGUGGCUAUGAACUUCAACUAGAAUGGGAACGUCGGAGGUUAUUUGACUUUGAUGUUGCCCUGAUGUUUCAAAAGCAGGUAGUACAGGAUGGAAAAUUAGUAGUGACUGACGUAUCACACAAACAAGAGACAAAAGGUCGCCCAUCUGGAUUAAACACAGUGAAUCUUCUAAAGAUUGCUUCAAGUGCAUUAGGCUUUGGACCUCAAAUGGCCAUGCAAAUAGCUGAACGCUUGUACACUCAGGGAUUUAUCAGCUAUCCACGUACAGAAAGCACAGCCUACCCUUCUUCAUUUGACUUCAAAGGCAUACUUGGCACAUUAUCAAACAAUUCUGUAUGGGGUGGCUGUGUCAAGAGGCUGCUUGUUGAAGGUUGUCAUAAACCUCGGUCAGGAACAGAUGCCGGUGACCAUCCUCCUAUUACUCCAAUUCGUUUAGCAACUGAAGAUAUGCUUGGCAAUGAUGCUUGGAGAUUAUACCAGUAUGUCUGUCAACAUUUUAUUGGGUCGGUGUCUCCUGACUGCAAGUAUGUUAGGACAAAGGUGGAAUUUUCAGUUGGUGGAGAGUUCUUCCACUGUAUAGGGCUACGUGUUACAGUAGAAGGAUUUACAUCUGUUUUGCCAUGGUUGGCAGUAACUGAGAAGAAUCUUCCUCAGUUUGUGAAAGGGGAGAAGAUAGAAGUUUCAAAGGUGGAGCUAUUUGAGGGCGAAACUACUCCCCCAGAUAACCUUACUGAAAGUGAGCUUAUUUCUUUGAUGGAGAAGAAUGGAAUAGGUACAGAUGCAUCAAUAUCUGUACAUAUUAACAACAUAUGCGAACGCAACUAUGUGCAGGUACAAGCUGGCAGGAGGCUGGUUCCAACUACCUUAGGCAUCAGCCUUAUAAGAGGCUAUCAGUGUAUUGAUCCGGAUCUCUGCUUACCAGAUAUUCGUAGUUUCAUUGAGCAGCAGAUCACGCUUGUUGCCAAGGGCCAGGCAGAUCAUUCUCAAAUUGUGCAACAUGUGCUACAACAAUUCAAACAAAAAUUCGCUUACUUUGUUAAGCAGAUUGACAACAUGGAUGCAUUAUUUGAAGCACAGUUCUCUCAGCUUGUAGACUCGGGACGUGCUCUAAGUAAAUGUGGUAAAUGCCUGAGGUACAUGAAGUACAUAUCAACCCAACCGCCUCGGUUAUAUUGCGGUACAUGUGAAGAGGUUCACUACCUUCCUCAAAAGGGAACAAUCAAGCUAUACAAGGAAUUAACAUGCCCAUUGGAUAAUUAUGAGCUGUUGAUAUUCUCCCUGGCUGGACCAGAAGGCAAAUCGUUCCCAUUAUGCCCCUACUGCUAUAAUAGCCCUCCUUUUGAAGGUAUAGAUACACUUUUUGGGGCAACUAAAACUGGUAAUUUUGGCAAAUUAGGCAAAGGAGCCGGCAUGCCUUGCUUCCUUUGUCCACACCCAACCUGCAAACACUCUUUGAUAUCCCAAGGAGUUUGUGCCUGCCCAGAAUGCAGCGGAACGCUUGUUUUAGACCCGGUUAGUGCUCCGAAAUGGAGACUUUAUUGCAACAUGUGUAAUUGUCUUGUCCUACUCCCUCAAGGCGCCCAUCGUAUAGCCACUACCCGAGAACGAUGUAUUGAAUGUGAUUCAACAAUCAUUGAAGUCGACUUCAAUAAGAACACUACACCCUUGGAGGAUGGGGCCACAUUGCAUAGCGGUUGCAUUCUAUGCGAUGAGCUACUUCAUUCACUUGUUGAGGUGAAGCACGGGAAGUCGUUUUUUAAACGGACGGGCGGCAGAGGAAGAGGAAAAGGUGGGCGAGGUAGGGGAAGAGGUGGGCGAGGCAGGGGAAGAGGUGAUCCCAAAAUGAGCUUUAGGGAUUUUUGAGUGGUUGCUACUUUUGUAUUGAGUUUUUUGUUUUUCGAUUGUGUUGGGUAUGAAUCAAGUUUAAUUAGGAUUAAACUUUAAAUUUCUUGUCUUUUAUAAUUUGAAUUUUGUUAAGCAUCGGUUGAUAUAUAGAUCGUUAUAUGUCAGUUUUUUUUUA